Messenger RNA from Gymnodraco acuticeps, 7316 nucleotides. RefSeq names its product formin homology 2 domain containing 3b (gene fhod3b). The record is from RefSeq and is a predicted model, not a curated record. Gene Ontology annotation, biological process: cardiac myofibril assembly; actin filament network formation; sarcomere organization. The transcript is spliced from 27 exons. Gene Ontology annotation, molecular function: actin filament binding. Lineage: Eukaryota; Metazoa; Chordata; Actinopteri; Perciformes; Bathydraconidae. Gene Ontology annotation, cellular component: cytoplasm; cytoskeleton. Bases 383 to 5047 code for a protein of 1554 amino acids.
UGGCAGCAGAGUUUAUGCUUGAGGAGGGAGCCGCUUCCCAUCGCUCUCACAGUCCAAGAGUGGCAGUCCGUCCGCAGUCUGCCUCAGCACCUCUAACGCCCGCUAUGCCCUUGGAUACUGCCACCCUGCUCACUUCCACACCGAUUAACCGUCAAUCUUAACGGGGUACCCUGGAUCUGUACUACUGGAGUGUUGCGUUCACUGUCCUGAGUCCUCUGCGCUGCGAAUGGAGAAGGUCCAAGGAUAACAGAGGGGUGCAGGACUGUGCUACUGCAGAAGACCUGCCGGUAGUUCGCUGCCUGGGGGGCUGCCAUUUCUGUCAGGGGCUGUGGUGUCGCAUCCACUGUUUUAAUUAUCUAAAAUCGCCUUGCAUGGAUGCAGCAUGGCUACGUUUAUAUGCAGGGUGCAGUUCUUAGAUGAUACUGAUCCAUUUAACAGCACCAAUUUCCCCGAGCCCACCAGGCCACCACUUUUCACUUUCAGGGAAGAUAUUCCUCUGAUAAAUCAGAUUGCUGGAAUCCACAGACUGCUAAAAGCCCCACACAAGCCUGACGACUGUGCCCUUCAGCUGUCCCAUAAUGGAAGCUACCUGGACUUGGAGUCUACGCUGGCAGAGCAGAAAGAUGAACUGGAGGGAUUUCAGGAGGAAGGAGGGAGGGGGAAGAAACACAGCGUUAUUCUUCGAACACAUCUGUCCAUCAGAGUUCACGCCUGCAUAGAAAAACUCUACAACUCAACUGGACGGGAGCUACGGAGAGCACUAUUUUCCCUCAAGCAGAUUUUUCAGGAUGACAAGGACCUGGUGCAUGAGUUUGUGGUGGCAGAAGGACUGACGUGUUUGAUCAAAGUUGGCACUGAAGCCGACCAGAACUACCAGAAUUACAUCCUCAGGGCUCUCGGUCAGAUUAUGCUGUAUGUGGACGGGAUGAACGGCCUCAUAACUCACAAUGAAACGGUGCAGUGGCUUUACACCCUGGUGGGAUCCAAGUUUCGUCUGGUGGUGAAGACAGCCCUAAAACUGCUGCUGGUGUUUGUGGAGUACACCGAGUCUAACGCCGCCCUGCUCAUAAAGGCUGUUAAUGCUGUGGAUGCCAAAAGAGGAACAAAACUGUGGUCAAACAUCAUGGAAAUCCUGGAGGAGAAGGAUGGAGUGGAUACGGAGCUGCUGGUGUAUGCGAUGACACUCAUCAAUAAGACGCUGGCAGGCCUCCCAGAUCAGGACUCGUACUACGACAUGGUGGACUGUCUGGAGGAGCAGGGUGUCGAAGCGGUGGCCCAGAGACACCUGAGCAGGAAGGGCACGGACCUCGACCUCGUAGAACAGUUCAACAUCUACGAGAUCACUCUCCGCCACGAGGACGGAGACGAGGAAACCCAACUGCCUCCCAGCGUCCGCAAGGAGCGCCGGCGGGCCAGUGUCGGGGGAACCAAUGAGAAGCGGGGCCUAGAGAGAAGACGCAGCCGGAGACAUUCGCUCCAAAACAGCAGAGGCCACGCUUCUGCCCCAGCAUCUCCCAGCAGCCCUCAUACUCCCGCAAGCCGCUUCCUGCCCUUCGGUGGCCAACGUGUUGAAGACAUCAGUGAAAGUCUGAGAGAUACAAACACCUUUCCUACAUCUUACACAACCAGAAAGCCUACCUGGGCUGAAAGGAUCAGUGCCAAUGGCAGUCCAUACCCUGGCAGGCACCCCCCUCCCACGUCACCCAGCCAGCGCCUCACCAGUUCAGCUGCCUCCACACCAGACUCCAAAUCAGUUGACAGACCUGCUAUAGGGGGCUUGCUAACGUCUUCAUAUAGGCAGCAUCAGGAGUCUCUGUCUGCGGAAAGAGAGCGAAGACGUUUGGAAAGAGAAGAGCGACUGCAGAGAAUCGAAAGAGAAGAGAGGAACCGCUUCAAUAAAGAUUAUGUAGAGAAGAGGGAAGAAGCAAGACACGCCAGAGAGGAGAGGUACAAGGCCGUGGAGAGGCUAGCCUCAGAGGAGUUUGAGCGGGAGCGCCCCAGGGUGCCAACGAGAGGACGAACAGAGAUCACGUUGUGUUUGAGUCCCAACCCUGUGAGCCGCUCUGUGUCCCGCUGUACCACUCCUUCGUCUAUCAUCUCACAGGAAGACACUGCACAACAAACGUCAGGAACAGAACGUAUCUCAGAGCCAAACCUUGACCCGCAGACCAGACCCGAAAGUCUGGCGCCAGAGUUAACAGUACCAGAACCUACUCCCACACCUCCCCCCGAGCCAGACACGCAGCAGACUGAGAAAGAGUCGCCUGUAGAGACAGAGGAUGUUGAAGAGACUGAGUCCGAACAGAAUGUAGAGCCAGAGUCGGCGUCAGAUGAACGGUCAGGAAUGGAGACAGAAAAGAGGCCGGAGCAGGAGAAGCUUGAGGAGCAGACGCAGUGUGUGGAUGAGGUAGAAGCAGAAGAGGAAGUGAAGGACGUGGAGGUCGUAGAGGAGGGACAACCAGAGGUGGAGGUGAAUGUGGAGGAAGAGCAGCCGACGGAGAGGGAUGUAGAAGACAGUGUACUGCUGAGUGAGAAGGAGAGACAGAACGAGGAAGUGAACGAAAAGGACAACUGCUCCGCAUCCAGCAUCUCCUCCACAAGUAGCACUCUGGAGAGGGAGGAGCGGGAGGAGAAACUCACCAACGACAUCGAAGCAGGCCAGUGGACCCAGUGCAUUAAAGACGCAGAUGUGAACGACCAGUGCAACAAAAUACUCAACAGCAAGCGCUUCAUGCUGGACAUGCUCUACGCUCAGGCCACAACCAGCAAGGAUGAAGAGAAUGUAGCAGAAACGGAGAAAGAGAACUGUAAAUGUGAGAAGGAGGCAGAGGUGGGCGACUCCUCUGUGGCUAGCCUGGCCAGCAGGAUCUCCACACUGGAGGCUCACAGACAGGCCAGGGAGGAAAAUGUGAAGAAAAUGGAGGUGGGGCAUCUGGACAACCAGGGCAAUGUGCGAGCAGUGGCAGAGAAGUUUGGCGAUCUGGUCAAAGGCCUGACAUGUCCUCCGGAGGUGGAGGCCUCUAAAGAGCAGCAGCAGACGGACAAAUCAUCAACGGCUGCCACGGCAACCGCACCCCCCAAGAAAGAGUCAGACUAUAUUUGGGAUCAGCUGAUGGCCGAACCCCGGGAGCUGCGCAUCAAAGAGAUGGACUUCACGGACCUGAGGGACGAGGACGACAUGGACAUUUUAGAUAUGGACAGUCUGAUGGGCUCAAGUGACCUGAUACCCCCACCCCCCCCUCCGCCAUACAAUGCUGCCCUGCCGCCUCCCCCGCCCCUGUUCGGAUGCCCCCCUCCUCCUCCCCCUCCCCUCCUUGGCAAAAUGAUGCCCCCGCCCCCCCCAUUCAUGCCCCCUCUCCCCCCGCCCUCCCCCCAGCUGAGUCGAGGGGAGAUGCCUCUCUUCCAAAAGAAGAAGAAGACCAUCCGUCUCUUCUGGAACGAGGUGCGUCCCGUGGACUGGCAGUGUAAGAGUCAUAAAUUCUGUAAAGAGUCCCUCUGGUCCAAACUGGAGCCAGUCAAAGUGGACACAUCCAAACUGGAGCAGCUGUUUGAGUCCAAGUCCAAGGAGCUGCCUGUCACUAAGAAAGCAGCUGUUGAUGGCAAACGACAAGAAAUCAUCGUCCUGGGUUCAAAACGCAGCAACGCUAUAAACAUCGGCUUGACUGUCUUACCUCCUCCUCGCACCAUUAAGACAGCUAUCCUCAACUUUGAUGAGUACGCACUGAACAAAGAGGGCAUUGAGAAAAUCCUGACGAUGAUCCCCACAGAGGAGGAGAAGCAGAGGAUCCAGGAGGCCCAGCUGGUCAGCCCUGAUAUUCCCCUGGGCAGCGCCGAGCAGUUCCUCCUCACCCUGUCCUCCAUCACAGAGCUGUCGGCCCGCCUGCAGCUGUGGGCAUUCAAGAUGGACUAUGAGCUUCUAGAGAAGGAAGUGGCCGAGCCUCUGCAGGACCUGAAGGAAGGGAUGGACCAGUUAGAGAAGAACAAGACUCUCCGCUACAUCUUGACCACAUUGCUGGCUAUUGGCAACUUCCUCAAUGGCACUAAUGCGAAAGGCUUUGAGCUGAAUUACUUGGAGAAAGUCCCGGAGGUGAAGGACACAGUUCAUAAGCAGUCCCUGCUGCACCACGCCUGCGCCAUCGUGGUGGAGAAGUUUCCAGACAGCACUGACCUCUACUCUGAGAUAGGAGCAAUCACCCGCUUGACCAAGGUGGAUUUCGACCAGCUUCAAGACAAUCUGGCCCAGAUGGAGCGAAGGUGCAAAGCAUCAUGGGAUCACCUCAAGGUCAUUGCGAAACAUGAGAUGAAACCAGCAUUGAAACAAAAAAUGUCUGACUUCCUGAAAGAGUGUGCAGAGAGAAUUAUAAUUCUGAAGAUUGUUCAUCGGAGAAUACUCAACAGGUUUCAUGCCUUUCUGCUGUUCCUGGGCCAUCCGAUAUAUGCAGUACGUGAGGUCAGCAUUCAUCGCUUUAGCAAGAUCCUGAGUGAAUUUGCCCUGGAGUAUCGAACAACAAGAGAGCGCGUGCUACAACAGAAACAGAAGAGGGCCAACCACCGAGAGAGAAACAAGACCAGGGGGAAAAUGAUAACAGAUAGUGAUGAUGACGAUGAUAGUGAGAGUGGUAAAUUCAGCGGGGCUCCAUCAGAGGCACAGGAGAGCCAGCCUCAGGGGAUCCAGUAUGCUGAGGAUGCAGCCGAGCAUGAGAACAUGAAGGCCGUACUGAAGAGUAGCUUGCAGGGCGGAGAGAGCCCCACGUCCACGGUGCCCGGCCUCCGCACACGCACCAGAGCCAGCGGCACCCGAGGGCGUGUGGCCCCAUGGUGCUCUGCCAGUGACGACCCGGUGAACUGCACAGAUGAUACGGCUGAUGAGAUCAUGGAGAGGAUUGUGAGGUCAGCCACUCAGGGUCCCAGCCAGCGGACGCAACCUCGGGAGAGAAGGCGAUCCCGAGUCAACCGAAAAUCAUUGAGAAGGACACUUAAGAACGGCUUGACUACAGAGGAGGCCAACGCUCUGGGCUUGUCCAGUGGUUCAGAGAUGCAGGUGUGAGAUGGACAAAAGGCCGUGUGGAAGCCCUUUCACUGCCCCUCCAUUGCCUACAUCCAACCUGGCAACCCACUCCACUCUGGCUUGGCCAUAAAAUCCCCCCUAGCUUUGAUGAGUUGACCUUAUCUGUAUGCGUUUUAGUUCACAUAGGCUUGUCACAAGUGCUUCCUGGAGAGAUUGGAUAAAAGCUUUUAUUCAUGAACUGACGGUCAGAGAGCGGAGUGCUGUAUCCAAACCACUAAGCUUUGCUAUUGCUGGAUCAACAUCGAUGACGUACACUCAUUCAGCCUAAUCACAGUCAUCCUUCCAAAAGGACAGCACCCUCGCUAAAGGGUGUUUUUUAAGGCUGAGGGCAUCAAAAGAGCUGCAUGUGCUUUCGAUCUCCGUGGCCUUGACUGAAUCCAAAGGGCAGGAAGUAUGGUACGGACACUAAAUUCUCCUUGAGUUUAGUGUCAGCCCUGCAGCUUUAGGGACAAACUAAAAGACAUUUCAUCUGUUGAAUAGAUGGCUUUGUGCUGAGGGUUAUAUACUACUGUGGUAGUUUUGUGUUUCUUUUUUAUUUUGCUCAAGAAGGUGCUCAAAUAAGGAACAAUUGCACUGGAUGUAAAAGUUGGGUAUCAAUGGAAUGUGAAAUCCUUGACACUGAUGAACCACUGACAUCGGAAAUAAUACUCAACAGUUAAACCAGCAAAUUUACAGUAGCACAGUUUUGUCUAAUCUAAGUGACUGGAUCAGAAGGAAUUUAUCAGAGAAACUUCCUUUUAAAGAUCUUAUUCAACAGUUAAGGUGAGACUCGUGAUUCCACUCGUCUCAGUCUAAUGCUCAAUAGUUUUAGCUAAAAAAAAAUGUCACAUCAUGUGACCUAUUCUCUCUGACGGACUGAACAGUUUAAGCAAGGCGAGUGCAGUGUUACAAGGAAGCAAUCUUCAGUUAUAUAGUUUUAUUUUCUAGAAACUAUGAGCUGCACAUCUCAGAGUGCCUUUCAGAGACAGUUAUUUAUUCAAAUGUUUUCAGGGACAUUUAAUCAAGAAAAUGUUACUACAGAUGUGCAGUCUGUGAGGGACGAGGGGAUAAUACUGCAAUGUACAUCUUUCACGAGCUGUGAUUUAUUUUUAACCAGUGUUUUUAAUCCUGUCCUGGACCCAAUAGUAUGUAAUGAAGAUAGCUUUAAAGUAUUUAUGACAUUUUAGGAUUGGUCAUGCACAUUAGCCGUAUCCUGUUGCCUUAUUGUGCAUUGCUCCACUCUAGUCAAGAUCUAAAUAAAGUUAUUAAAAAUAGACCAGGCCAAUUUAAUGUGUAGUUCAGCUGGCUUCACUGGAGAUCUCAGUUUGUCGUUCACAGGACAUUCAUUAUCUAACUAUGAAUGUGAACAUCAGGGGGUAAUUAGCAAUACGGACGCACACAAAAUCUCAAUUAUGUAUCUAUUGUUAUUUACAUCUGUAUUAAAGUAAAAAAGGAGCCCGCAGUUUAACUUUGAUUGUGUCAUUGUGCUAUUAAUCUAUUUGCAAUGGCCUUGGCUAAAUUAAUAACUUGCACCAUUUCACUUCAUGUCAUAGCAAUGAUAAUCUAUCCACUGUGACGGAAACAUAGCCAUUGAGAAAGAAACACAUCUAGUGCAACAUCGUAAUGAAGCUAUGUGAAACCCACCCAACAGUUCAUGUUCUUGUUUUGAAUUAACUGAAAACUAAUCAGCACCUUAGGCCCACUGUGUAGCAUGCAACUUAGUGGAACUGAAGUUAUGGGGGGGGGGGGGGGUUCCCAGAUUGUACUGAUUUCUGUCAAAAACCAGACAGAAUAGAUGUGUAAGGUAUUAUAGGGGGAAUGCUGUAAAGUGAUGUACAUGACAAUGUCUUUGAGUUCUGUUGUUUUGGCUCCAUGUGUAGAAUAGUGUAUUAUAGACUAAAAGCAGUAUUAUUCUAAAUAUAAUUUAAGCAAACCAAGCCAUGCAUGGUUUAAAAAAAAAAAAAAAAGGUUUCACUUCUGCUCAAUACGAAAGUUGGUUCUCUGUGGUAGGGUUUGUGUUAAUACAUAUUUUACUUUACACACAUUGUGAAACUCACCAGCUAGUCCUGUGGAAAGAAGCCUUUGAUUUCAUUGCACUCAACAUUUCUUCUUUGUAAUUGAACAUUAGCCCACCACACAUGUUGCUGCCUGUGCCAUGACAUCACUGUGGAACUUGGAAACAAGUGCUAUACAACCAAGGCUUCCAUCACGUCUUUGCCCACAGCAAAAACUAUGUAACAAAGUCAAUAAAAAGGCUCAUUAAAACGUU